Molecule: messenger RNA, 1359 nt
Organism: Labeo rohita (rohu)
Lineage: Eukaryota; Metazoa; Chordata; Actinopteri; Cypriniformes; Cyprinidae
Product: counting factor associated protein D-like
Exons: 7
Coding region: 122-1081 (319 amino acids)
Source: RefSeq, a predicted model, not a curated record
UUAUCCACGUUUGGUCAUUGGUACAGAUACUAACUUUAGACCUCUUCUUGAAUUUGUUGUUUUGUUUUGGGACUUUCUUUCAUCUCCGGUGGAUAUCCGUCUGGUUUCUUUAGAUUACACUAUGUGGCUUCUUCUUGCUGGGUUUGUGCUGCUGGUGUGUGGUGCAGAUGCUGGACCAGUGAUAGAUUUCAAAACAGUUCCUGACUUUGGAAAGAUGUAUCAUGUCAAAGGUGAGCUCUCUCUGCCUCAUUCUGAGAUACAGGAACCAUUUGAAGCUUGGUACGACCUUGAGGGGAACAGAAGCCGAAUCGACUAUCGCAAUGGUACAGUGCACACUUUUCUGAUUGGAAACGACGUGGAUCAUGGUACUAUUUACAAGAUCACACCAGUCACCACAGAGACUGAAAUCCAAGCUAUUAAGUGUUACCAGCUUAAAGGUACCAAGGAGGAUCCAAUACGUCCACAGGCACCACUGCCUGAUCUGCAGGGCUUUGAAUUUGAAAAGAUGGAGAAUCACACUGGCGUUCUGUGUGAGGUUUGGAAAAAAGUCACACAGGCUGGUCACAAGAAGAACACGUAUCGUCUGUGGGUCACACGUCCAGAGGGAAAUGAUUCCCCAGCCACCCCACACCGCUUUGAGAUGGAGGGCUUCAACACUCUUUUGGAGUCAAACAAUGACAAAUACACUAUUGACUACAGUGACUUCAGCCCACACACUGAGGCUGACAUUUUCAUACCACCUUUAGGAAUGACCUGUGAGAAGUUUCCUGAUCCUGUAGAGGAGCAUCAAAUAUUGGCCAACCCCAUUCAAGACUAUGUGAGCACCUCCCCUAUUAGCCACGCCCACCGUCUGUUUGGCCCCUUUAAGGAGAAGUUUAAUCGUCAGUAUGAAAAUGACAAGGAGCACGAGGAGCGUGAGAACUACUUUAUACAUAGUCUUCGGAAUGUACACUCUACGAACAGAGCCGGUCUUACAUACAGUGUCGGUAUCAAUCACUUCUCUGAUAGGUCAAAGGCAGAGCUGGCCAGGAUGACAGGAGGUUUAUUGGUUCCAGUAAAGAAACAUGAUGUUACAAAAUAGUCCUCACACAUUUCUCUGAGUAUGUUUUCAAUGUAUGCAAUAGUUUAAUUGCUUUUUUGGUAGAAAUUUUAAUAGAAAUCUGAUAAGUAAAAAAGGUCAAUUCCUUCUUAUCACAAAUACAGCAUUACCUCUGUUUCAAAAUUGUCUUUUAUAUAAUUUUUUAUUUGAUAAAACAAUGUAUUUGCCUCCUCAAGCGUAUUUUACUAUCAUUUUCAAUGUGUGGUUUGUUCACAAAGUUCUCAUUGUGACAUUAAUUAAACACAAAGCAUGUCAAAUCA